Molecule: messenger RNA, 2196 nt
Organism: Balaenoptera ricei (Rice's whale)
Lineage: Eukaryota; Metazoa; Chordata; Mammalia; Artiodactyla; Balaenopteridae
Gene: PTDSS2
Product: phosphatidylserine synthase 2
Exons: 11
Coding region: 39-1586 (515 amino acids)
Biological process (GO): phosphatidylserine biosynthetic process
Molecular function (GO): L-serine-phosphatidylethanolamine phosphatidyltransferase activity
Source: RefSeq, a predicted model, not a curated record
GUCAAGGCGCGGGGCAGAGCUGCUGGGGUCGGGGCGUCAUGCGGAGGGGUGAGCGCAAGGGCGCCGAGGGGCCGCGGCCGGGGUCUCCUGUGCCCGUGGGCAAGGCCUCGCUGGAGGAGCCGCUGGACGGCGCGGCCGCGGGCCGAGCGAGCGGGCCGGCCGCUGGCCGCCGCAGCACCGAGUCAGAGGUCUACGACGACGGCACCAACACCUUCUUCUGGCGGGCCCACACCUUGAGCGUGCUCUUCAUCCUCACCUGCGUGCUGGGCUACGUGACGCUGCUGGAAGAGACACCGCGGGACACGGCCUAUAACACCAAGAGAGGUAUUGUGGCCAGUAUUUUGGUUUUCUUAUGUUUUGGAGUCACACAAGCUAAAGACGGGCCAUUUUCCAGACCUCAUCCAGCCUACUGGAGGUUUUGGCUCUGCGUCAGUGUGGUCUACGAGCUGGUUCUCAUCUUUAUACUCUUCCAGACCGUCCAGGACGGCCGCCAGUUUCUGAAGUACGUCGACCCCAGGUUGGGGGUCCCGCUGCCGGAGAGGGACUACGGGGGAAACUGCCUCAUCUAUGAUGCAGACAACAAGACCGACCCCUUCCACAACGUCUGGGACAAGCUGGACGGCUUCGUGCCCGCACACUUCAUCGGCUGGUACCUGAAGACCCUGAUGAUCCGUGACUGGUGGAUGUGCACAAUCGUGAGUGUGAUGUUUGAGUUCCUGGAAUACAGCCUGGAGCAUCAGCUGCCCAACUUUAGCGAGUGCUGGUGGGACCACUGGAUCAUGGACGUGCUCGUCUGCAACGGGCUGGGCAUCUACUGCGGCAUGAAGACCCUCGAGUGGCUGUCCCUGAAGACAUACAAGUGGCAGGGCCUCUGGAACAUUCCGACCUACAAGGGCAAGAUGCAGAGGAUCGUCUUCCAGUUCACGCCCUACAGCUGGGUCCGCUUCGAGUGGAAGCCGGCCUCCAGCCUGCGCCGCUGGCUGGCCGUGUGCGGCAUCAUCCUGGUGGUAAGGCCCGCGGCCGCCUGCCGCCCCGCCCCGCCCCGCCCCCCGCCCCCGCCCCCGGCGCCCUCCACCCUCCCUCCUCUGCCCCAGUUUCUGUUGGCAGAGCUGAACACCUUCUACCUGAAGUUCGUGCUGUGGCUGCCCCCCGAGCACUACCUGGUCCUCCUGCGGCUAGUCUUCUUCGUCAACGUGGGCGGCGUGGCCAUGCGGGAGAUCUACGACUUCAUGGACGACCCGAAGCUCCACAAGAAGCUGGGCCAGCAGGCCUGGCUGGUGGCGGCCAUCACCGUCACGGAGCUGCUCAUCGUGGUGAAGUACGACCCGCACACGCUCACGCUGUCCCUGCCCUUCUACAUCGCCCAGUGCUGGACGCUCGGCUCCGUGCUCGCCCUCACCUGGACCGUCUGGCGCUUCUUCCUGCGGGACAUCACCCUGAGGUACAAGGAGACGCGGCGGCAGAAGCAGCAGGGCAGGGACGACCAGGGCAGGGCGGACGGCAGCGUGGACGGGCGCCCACCAGGGCCCGACGACCCCUCGGGGCCCGAGGAGGCCGAGAGGGAGGGGGUGCCAGCACCGCACUGACGCUGCGGCUGGGCCUGCAGAGCCCAGGCCUGGCGCCCUCCACCCUCUGGGAUUCCCGCCAGGAGCCUUCCAGCGGGCCUCAGCCCUCAAGGUUCUAUCUCCCUCUUCUCCCGCGUGCACAGUGGGGUGGGGCGCGUGUGUGUGUGGCGUGUGCACACGUGUGGGUGCGUGUGUGUGUGUGCGCGUGUGCUCCUGAGGCUCUGGGGCUCGCCUUGGGCCGGCUGGUGCCCCUUCUGCGCGGUCAGCCCGCCGCCUUGGCCACCCCGAGCCUUGGUGCCCACACGGCCCGGCCCAGGCAGCAGCGUCUCGGUGCCCCUGUCCGCUCCCUGGGCCCUGCCGGUCCCCCACGACCUUCUGGCGGCACGUGUGAAGGACAGGCGUCCGGGGACGCCCUGAUGUGGCUGGAAAGGGCAGAUCCGCUUCCUCGGGAGCCUCCAUCUGACCCUCCAACCUGGAGGGUGCGUGGACGGGGCUGCCCGCACAUCGAGUCGGAGACUCCAAGGCCUGGUGCCCGCCGUCAGGAGGGCGGGUCGUGAGGGAGGGUCUCUGUGGCCCAGGGUUGAGGUCACCCCCACGAGCAAACAGAACAAAUAAAAGCCACGGUGAAGGC